UCAACAUUUUACAGUUUGCAUCAACAGAAGAAAGCCGACUUUGUGCCCUUUUUUAAAGAGUAAUCAGACCUCACCUCCCUAUGUCAUCACCUUUUGCUUGAGAACCCAAUUUUUAUUUCCAUCGUUCUUUUGAUCCCAUGCUGCCAUGGAUGAUGUAGGCUUCUCCAAGCCUUUAUUCUCACUGUUGCUGAGCUAUACAUGAAUCAACCCCACUCCUAAUGUCUCUUACUUAACCUCUUGGACCUCCUCCAUUCACAUUGUGACAUGGUAUGUAUAUAUCUCCAUCUCUUUUGAAUUUCAUCUGCAGCAACUCAAUCAAAGCUAACCACUGCAUUAAUCCCAACAAGGUGCAAGAUGAAGAACCCAUUUCAACUCGGUGUAGGAAUUCGUAUCAGCUCACUGUCACACAUGGUCAAGAAGCCAUAUUCUGCAGCAAGAUACUUAACUGCACCAGCUGAUCAGGCACAUUGUCCCAAUAACAAAUCUCGCACUGCCAUAGAUUCUCAGGGCUUGAAACGAGGGCAUGACAGGAGGAGAGAAGGGAUGCUCACUAGGAUCACUAGCUUGGGAAAGAAAGCUGACAGCUUUGACAACAGUGUUAAGGAGCAUGUGAGACUGGGACUGAAGAUCAGUGAGACGAUGAAAGGCAAGUUGAGCUUGGGGGCUAAGCUUCUUCAAGGUGGAGUCGUGGAGAGAAUCUUGAGGCGGUUGUUCAGUGUUGAUGUGGAUGAGAAGUUGUUGAAGGCCUCACAAUGCUACCUCUCUACCAUGGCUGGUCCAAUUGCAGGGCUCUUGUUCAUCUCGAGCUGCAGUGAGAGGUCAAUCAAGUUCUCGGCACCGGAUGGGGAAUCGAUCAGAGUGCGGUACAAGGUAUUGAUUCCACGCAGCAAGAUGGAAAGAAUCAGUGAGAGUGCGAAUGCAUAGAGACCGUCUCAAAAGCACGUGGAAGUUGUGACUGUGGACAAAUUUGACUUCUGGUUCAUGUAAAUCAUCAGAAAGCUUUCAAACACCUUGAACAGGCAGGCCAUCUCGAUGAACCAGAGAUUUGGGUACUAGUUGUAAUUAGCUAGGUGGUGGGGGUGAUGAGUUAUUGUACAAUUUUUAUGAGUAGGAAAUUUUCAUCUAGUAUAUCAUCAUCGAUCAACUCAAAUGGAAAAUCUUGAGUUUCAUCACUAAAUCUGAUCGUCACUGGUCUUGUCGCCACUGAUACAUGUACUGCUUAGUUUACAGUAUUGAGGCAUGACAUCAAAUGUUCAACUCCAUUUUGCUCUAGGUGAAUGAAUGUUACAUACUGCAGUAAGACCAUGCUACAAUGAAAGUAAAUGAAGUCAAUUUUUGUAA
Molecule: messenger RNA, 1341 nt
Organism: Linum trigynum
Lineage: Eukaryota; Viridiplantae; Streptophyta; Magnoliopsida; Malpighiales; Linaceae
Source: the annotation of a GenBank genome assembly